AUGUUGAAGUCCUUAAGAAAAGCGCAGGGGAGAGAAAUAUACAGCGUCCAUUCAUGGCUCCCUCUAAUGAAGUUGCCAAAGAAUGAUGAGCUUGACAUCGUCUUUUCAGGGAGAGACGGUCGUGGCAUCAGGCAACCCCAUGACGAUCCACUAGUAAUCAUGCUCAGAUUAAAAGAGUUCAACAUCCAUCGAGUGCUCAUUAACAAUGGAAGCUCGGCAGAUAUCAUCUACUUGCUCGCAUUUCAGCAGAUGAAGUUGGAUAAGAAAAGGAUCAGGCCUUUUACCUCACCUCUAGUAAGCUUCACAAGGGAUAGAAUCGUCCCUAGAGGCAUCGUCACUCUAAUUAUGAUUGCAGGAACUUACCCAACACAGGUUACCAAGGAAAUUAAUUUCCUCAUAGUUAAUUGCCCUUCAACAUACAACAUCAUCUUGGGAAGACCUGCACUCAACAGAUUAAGAGCAGUAACGUCAACAUAUUACUUAAAGGUGAAUUUUCCAACAACCCAUGGAGUAGGAGAAAUUAAAGGAGGCCAAGUUCUGACAAGAGAAUGCUAUCAAGCUACCUUAGCAUCAGGAGAGAACCACAUGUGGGUGAUCAAUGAACCAGAGCCCAUCCCUGAACCAUCAGAAACACCACAAGAAGUUGAGAUCGUCUUAGGAGAUUUGACGAAGGUAUUGAAGAUAGGAACUGCACUCCCAACUUUAGAGAAAGAGAAGAUGAUUUCCUUCUUAAGGGUAAACCAAGAUGUUUUUGCCUGGAAACACGAGGAUAUGCCUGGGAUUGAUAGGAAGAUCAUACAACAUCGUCUUAAUGUCAACCCAGAAUGCAAGCCCGUACAACAGAAGCGGAGAAUAUCGCACCAGAAUGCAAUAAAGCUAUAA
Molecule: messenger RNA, 882 nt
Organism: Quercus lobata
Lineage: Eukaryota; Viridiplantae; Streptophyta; Magnoliopsida; Fagales; Fagaceae
Exons: 1
Coding region: 1-882 (293 amino acids)
Source: RefSeq, a predicted model, not a curated record